Messenger RNA from Colletes gigas, 2810 nucleotides. RefSeq lists its product as uncharacterized. The transcript has 6 exons. NCBI's taxonomy places the organism in Eukaryota, Metazoa, Arthropoda, Insecta, Hymenoptera, Colletidae. Bases 51 to 2810 code for a protein of 919 amino acids. The record is from RefSeq and is a predicted model, not a curated record. Gene Ontology annotation, cellular component: nucleus.
GUGCACAGAAGGCAGUGGAAUGAAGACACGCCGCGAAUACGAAUGCCAUAAUGAACACCAAAACAAACUAUGAAUAUACUUCUAAUACAUAUAAUGGAGGUAUUACGAGAAACGAUAGUCCGGCUGCUUUAUUAGACAUGCUUGCAGAAGUUGCAUCCCAAACAUUACAUUCAGAAAAAAAACGUAGUAAAUCGCUGUUGACUUCACAAUGCAAGCCAAAAACAGAAUGCAUAAGAAGAAAGACUCAAGAAUCAUCUUUUAACGUUUCGCAACUUUUAUCUAUGCCUGCGUCACAAUUAGUUAAACAGUUUUCUAUUUUUACAAGCGACGAAUUAAAAAGGCAAUACUCUUAUACAUGUGCUCUUAUUAUUGGAUGUGGACAAAAGUACACUAGUUUUGCAAGUGAAGGAAGAGCCAGAAUGUCUAUCAAAGCACAUUUAGCGGAACAUUUGGAAUAUUUAAAAACAAAUAAGGAUGCCUAUAAGACCUUUACUGCAAAGUCUGUGAAUUAUAAAAAUCAUAAAACAAGUUCACAGAACAAAAAAACUAGACUACAACAAUCAAGAAAACCACAGGAGACAUUGAAUAAAGAAAAUAAGAAUGUUAUAGUAGAAAAAUCAACAAAUUAUCUGCGAAAUAUUCUAUUAAAUGAUUCUAGUUUUAAGGAAUUAGACAAGAAUAAAAGCUUCGAAAGAAUAGAAAAGUCUAAAAAAUUACAUAAUUCUGAACAAAAAGAUAUAGAUAGAACAGAGUUUAAAGUACUUGGGGAUCAUAGUUAUUUUGAACGUUUGAAAGAUGAGAUUCCUAAUGGCAAGGAAACAUCAUCUUUUAGUAGUAUUCUUGAAAACACAACAACAGAUGAGAAUAUUGUUCUUAUGGUUGUUGGCACUGAUACUGUUCAUAUGAAAGAGUAUUCUCACAUUAAUCAAAAAUUAUCAGAAAAAAUCAAUCAAGAGUCGGAGACCAUUUAUUUGCCAGAGAUUACAUGGUCAGGUGAAAUUUGCAAUAAAAAUGGAGAAAUUAUAGCCACUAAACCUAAAGGGAAAGCAAAAUUUAUAGGCACCAGUAAAGAGGAAAGAGAAAUGGCGCUAGCGUUUAUGGAUCGUAUUAAGAAAAAAGGAAAUCCAACAGGAAGUAAUCUCCAAUGUCGAAUUUGUAAUCCGCCACGAAGUUUUACAGCGCCUACAACAUUAGUGUCUCACUAUCGUAGUCAUGCUGGAAUAAAACCAUACGAAUGUCGUAUAUGCAGAGCAGUUUUCACAAGAAGGCAUAGUUUGAAAUAUCAUAUGCUAAUUCAUCAAAAUCAGACACGAUUUACGUGUGCUGAUUGUGGGAAAAAGUUUAGACAUCCAUCGCAUUUUAGAGAACAUCGACGUAGGCAUACAGGAGAAGCACCGUUUGGAUGCGACGACUGUGGACAAAGGUUUAAGACAAGAAACACCUACAAACGUCAUUUGAAGACAAGACAUGGAAAAGUUUUAACGACUACCGGAGAGUUGUUGUAUCUAUCCGAGGAAGAUUUUCAGAAAGUUCGAACUCACAAAAAGAAAAAGAACGAUAUAAGUAAAGAAUAUGUAAUAGAUGAGAGCAUAAUUGCAGCAAAAGCAAUUAUGAAUUAUCAAAAUAAUAAUAAUAAUAAUCAACAGGAUACUGCGACUGAGGAAUAUGUUCUUAACGAAGGUACUGCUGAUAAUGAUAAAAAUUGGAAGUCCAAUGAUACGCUACAGAUUAUUAAGAAUUGUUUUGAAACUUAUGAGGUUUAUCCGGAAUCUCAUUUAAAUAAGACUGAACACAUAGAGACUGAAAUACAUAUAGAUAAAAAAGUUUGUAAUAGAAAUGGAAGUAGUUUAUCGGACGAAUAUACGGAUAAAGUGUACAAAAAUUCGUCACAAUUGCAAAAUAUUUCUUAUAAUAAAUUAGAAGUAAUUCAGGGUGAGAAAGAUCAAAUCGUAUGUCAUGAUAAUAUUGGCCAAUCUGAAUUAAUUUAUCAUAACGUAAAUGAGCCAUCAUCGUACAUUAAAAUAAAAUAUAAUAAUUUGGUUAACGAUGAAAGCCAAAACAAUAUAAAAUUCCAAGAUAAUUUUAAACUUCCAGAAAAUGAAUUGAAAAAUCAUAUACAAAUAAUGGAGCAUACUCAAGAAGAUUUUUCAAAGUGCAUAUUAAAUAACCCUGUACGUGAACAAGUUACAUAUGUACAUAACAUAGAAAAAAUAGAAGCAAAAUUUCUCACCCAAGAAAAUGAAAAAGAAGACAAUAAUUUCAUUCUUAAUGAUAAAUCUUAUCAAGAAAACCAUGAGAUCGCUGUGACAAAAGGUUUCAUAAAUACUUUGCACACUAAUAAGAUUUUAUCAUCAACUACAGAUAUAUUAAAUCAAAACAAAGAAUGCCUGUUACAAGAAGGUAAUUAUCAAGCAGUUGUAACAGAUUUAAUAAAAAAUGAUGUGAGCGCACCAUUGAACAAUGUUCUUGGAAAGAAUCAAAAACUUUUGCAUCAAAGUAAACAGCAUUUAUAUAUUCACAAUCAACCCUUGACUAGUAUAAUAGUACAAAAUAAAUGCAUCAAUAUAGUUCCGCAUCAAUUCAAAACUUGUCAUGAUCAGCAAAAUAAAUCAAAAAUGCAACUGAAUGGCGGUCAAAAAUUUACACUUCUAAAUAAGCGUGUGCAAGCAGUUAAUAUAAAGCAAAAUGGAAAUGAUAAUACAAUUCUAUUAUUGACUAAUGAUACUUUACAGAAUAGUGUUCUUAGGAUUGAUCCAAAUAGCACUACUGAUAAUGAAAUUAAGAAACAGAUAUUUGAAAAAAGUAAGUAA